Messenger RNA from Anolis sagrei ordinatus, 813 nucleotides. RefSeq names its product gap junction protein epsilon 1 (gene GJE1). Gene Ontology annotation, cellular component: connexin complex. Gene Ontology annotation, molecular function: gap junction channel activity. The record is from RefSeq and is a predicted model, not a curated record. Gene Ontology annotation, biological process: cell-cell signaling. Lineage: Eukaryota; Metazoa; Chordata; Lepidosauria; Squamata; Anolidae.
GCGUCAUUGCGAGUGGAUAGCUGACUGUCCCGGGACGCUUCCCUUUCUCUGCCUCUCUCUCUCUCUCUCUCUCUGCGAAUGUCAUCUGGGCGGGGGGAAAGGGCCAGGGAAGCCCUUCGCUUCGACCGGAGAGCCUUUCCCUUCGUGGACGGUCGCAGAGUAUCUCCCCGGAGAGAGAGGCAGGCGGCCGGCCGGAUGGGGAGCCCCAACAACGCCACGCCAGGACUGCGGCUGCUUAGGCCUCCAACCGUGAUUGGACAAUUCCACACACUUUUCUUUGGCUCAGUGCGAAUGUUCUUCCUUGGUGUUUUGGGUUUUGCUGUUUACGGAAAUGAAGCCUUACACUUCAGCUGUGAGCCAGACAAGAGGGAAGUUAAUCUAUUUUGUUACAACCAGUUCAGGCCUAUAACCCCACAGGUAUUCUGGGCUUUACAACUAGUGACCGUACUGGUACCUGGAGCCAUUUUCCAUCUUUAUGCUGCAUGUAAAAGCAUCGCUCAGGAAGAUAUCCUUCAAAGACCUGCCUACACCGUUUUUUAUAUUCUCUCUGUUCUGUUAAGGAUCAUCCUUGAAGUUGUGGCUUUUUGGCUCCAGAGUCAGCUCUUUGGUUUUCAAGUGAAUCCACUCUACAGAUGUGAUGCAGGAGCCCUUGAUAAAAAGUUUAAUAUUACCAGAUGCAUGGUACCGGAACAUUUUGAAAAGACAAUCUUUCUUAUUGCUAUGUACACAUUUACUGUGAUCACAAUUAUGUUAUGUAUUGCAGAAGUUUUUGAAAUCUUGUAUAGAAGGCUAGGUUUCUUGAAUACGCAAUAA